GGUCAUGUGACCCAAAUCUCUGCACACCGGCUGCUGAUCACCGCGGACCUUCCCCACCAACCCGUCAGUGUCCAGCUCGUCUCCGCUGCCGCAGGGUCCAUUUAACCCGUCCUCUCCGCCCCGGUGAGACAGAAAGGUGCCGGACAUGGCUCGGACCGCCGCGGUUUGCGUCCUGCUCUCGGUCGUUGUCUCGGCUGUGUCCGCCGGACUGUUUUUCAACCAGAACCAUCCGUGUUUUGUCCGCACACCGAGGAAAAACAACUUCGGCUUGAGAACCGGUCCUCGGCCCCAUGAGUACCUGAACAUCUCUGACCUGCCCAAGGUGUGGGACUGGAGGAACGUCAACGGGACCAACUUCGUCAGCACGACUCGCAACCAGCACAUCCCGCAGUACUGCGGCUCCUGCUGGGCGCAUGGCAGCACCAGCGCCAUGGCAGAUCGCAUCAACAUCAAGAGAAAAGGAGCGUGGCCUUCCGCUUACCUCUCUGUGCAGCAUGUGAUCGACUGCGGCGACGCGGGCUCUUGCCACGGCGGCGAUCACACCGGAGUUUGGGAGUAUGCGAACUCUCACGGCAUCCCAGAUGAAACCUGCAACAACUACCAGGCUAAAGACCAGGAUUGCAAGCUCUUCAACCAGUGCGGCACCUGCACCACCUUCGGACAGUGCAACAUCGUCAAGAACUACACCAUGUGGAAGGUUGGGGACUACGGCUCCGUCAGCGGGAGAGAGAAGAUGAUGGCCGAGAUUUAUGCCAGAGGACCAAUCAGUUGUGGGAUUAUGGCCACAGACAAGCUGGACGCGUACAGCGGAGGCAUCUACUCCGAGUACCAGGAGGAAGCGUUCAUCAACCACAUCGUGUCGGUGGCGGGAUGGGGCUUCGAGGACGGGGUCGAAUACUGGGUCGUCCGCAACUCCUGGGGCGAGCCGUGGGGUGAGCGGGGUUGGCUGAGGAUUGUGACCAGCGCUUACAAAGGAGGAAGUGGCAGCAAGUACAACCUGGCGCUGGAGGAGGACUGCAUGUACGGAGAUCCCAUCGUCCCCAAAGAUUACCUCUAGACGAGCUCCGGGUCACGCAAUGCUGUUGUCUUCCUAUCAUAAUGGUGAAGGGAAACUUUUAUAUGCUUGUACAAAAACAAAAAGGGAUUUAAAAAAAAUUUUUUUUUACAUAUAUUUUAAAAAAAUUAUGCUGAGGUCUGAAGAUUUGCUGUAGUGGAGAUUUUCUGCAGGCUGAAAUUCUGAGACUUAAAUGAUUUUUAAUUGGAGGGUUUGAUGCAUCUGUCCUCUAGAGAAAUGUUGAUGUUUGAACAGCCAUUUAUCUGUGCAUGAAAGACUUUACACACAACUUUUUUUUAUUUGUGACGAAUCCAAAGCAAAGCAGCACUGAAUGUCUGUUUUCUGAUUAUUGCACUACAGGAAAUGCAACUUUUAAUGUGCCUUAUUAGGACUUAAUGUCAAACUAGUAAUUAUGCUACUUUGUUGAACAAUCCAGCACACCAAUAUUCUUUGUUUCAAACAGUAUCAAUAAACACUGAGGUUACUUCA
This is a messenger RNA of Xiphophorus hellerii (green swordtail), 1543 nucleotides long. RefSeq names its product cathepsin Z (gene ctsz). The record is from RefSeq and is a predicted model, not a curated record. The transcript has 6 exons. Lineage: Eukaryota; Metazoa; Chordata; Actinopteri; Cyprinodontiformes; Poeciliidae. The coding region runs from base 146 to 1057 and encodes 303 amino acids. Gene Ontology annotation, molecular function: cysteine-type peptidase activity. Gene Ontology annotation, biological process: proteolysis.